AUGACCGUCACGCGCUCCCAGACGGGUAGAACGCCCAGAAAAGUUGACCGCCCUGGUUUCGUCGAGACGCCUGGCAGCCGUCGGGUUACCCGCAGCAGCGUUGCGCCGUCCGACGAGGCAACCGACACACCCUCAGAGACUAAGGGCCGAACAAGAUCGACGACUCGACGACGUACCACCAGAGUCAAAAGCGAAGAGGCGUCUGAAAGCGAAGAAACCAAACUUUCUGUCGCUAACGGUCACGCCAAUGGCCAGGUGAACGGCAAGACGAAUGACCAGGCGAAUGCACACGCGAAUGGGCACACCAAAGAACGGGUCAUUGACGGCUGGGUCGAAGGCAAGGACCCCAAGGUCGACUACAGCGGACACUUCGAGUUUGGAGGCUCUCCAGGAGUCCUCGCCAUGAUGAUCGGCUUUCCGCUCCUGAUGUAUUACAUGUGGAUCGGCGCCACUUACUACGACGGCAAGUUCCCUCGUCCGUCAGAAGGACAGAGCAUGUCAGAAUUUUUCGCGCACAUGGGACACCUCGUAUAUGACGGUGCGUUCCCGACGCUUAAGGCAUGGACCAUGUACUGGGUGUUCUUCAUCUUUGAAGGCCUUCUGUACCUGCUCGCCCCUGGAAUCACCGUCAUGGGCCGUCCCUUGCCGCACCUUGGGGGAAAGCAGCUGCCAUACUACUGCUCGGCUCUCUGGUCUUUCUGGACUACCCUCGCCGUCGCUUGCACACUUCACUUCACCGGUGUUUUCAAGCUCUACACAAUUAUUGAUGAGUUCGGUUCGCUCAUGAGCGUGGCUAUUCUGUCUGGCUUUUUGGUCUCUUUUGUCGCCUACUUUUCGGCAUUGGCUCGUGGCGCGCAGCACCGCAUGACUGGUUACCCUAUCUACGACUUCUUCAUGGGGGCUGAGCUCAACCCGCGCAUGUUUGGCAUCUUGGAUUUCAAGAUGUUCUUCGAAGUCCGCCUGCCUUGGUACAUCCUUCUCCUUGUCACUAUGGGCACCGCUGCACGCCAGUAUGAGGUGUAUGGAUACGUGUCUGGAGAGGUUGGAUUCCUGUUCAUGGCGCACUUCCUCUACGCAAAUGCCUGCUCCAAAGGCGAGGAAUGCAUUGUGUCUACAUGGGAUAUGUACUAUGAAAAAUGGGGCUUCAUGCUGAUUUUCUGGAAUCUGGCUGGUGUACCCUUGAGUUACUGCCACUGCACCAUUUACCUCGCCAACCACGACCCGGCCACUUACCAUUGGAAUCGCUAUUUCUUGGUUUUCCUCUACGUCGCCUAUUUGUUUGUGUACUGGGUCUGGGACACGACCAACAGCCAGAAGAACCGCUACCGCCAGAUGGAGCGUGGCACGCGAGUGUUCCGCAAGGCCUUCCCCCAAUUACCCUGGCAGACACUCCACAACCCUAAGACUAUUACGGCCGCUGACGGCUCCAAGAUCCUUGUUGACGGAUGGUACGGCAAGGCUCGCAAGAUUCACUACACUUGUGAUCUCUACUUUGCGCUGAACUGGGGUCUUAUCACCGGCUUCAACAGUCCGUUCCCCUGGUUCUAUCCCGUCUUCUUCGCCUGCAUGAUCUCACACCGUGCUCUGCGAGAUAUCCAGCGCUGCCGCAACAAGUACGGCGAGGCUUGGGCUGAAUACGAGAGACAAGUUCCGUACCUAUUCAUUCCUGUUAGUAUGCCGUCCAUUUUCUUAACAUCAAGCUAA
Messenger RNA from Aspergillus nidulans FGSC A4, 1704 nucleotides. It is a transcript of the gene erg4, whose product is annotated as c-24(28) sterol reductase. The transcript has 4 exons. Gene Ontology annotation, cellular component: membrane; endoplasmic reticulum membrane. Gene Ontology annotation, molecular function: Delta24(24-1) sterol reductase activity; oxidoreductase activity, acting on the CH-CH group of donors, NAD or NADP as acceptor. Lineage: Eukaryota; Fungi; Ascomycota; Eurotiomycetes; Eurotiales; Aspergillaceae. The record is from RefSeq and is a predicted model, not a curated record. Bases 1 to 1704 code for a protein of 567 amino acids. Gene Ontology annotation, biological process: sterol biosynthetic process.